Astyanax mexicanus (Mexican tetra) is the source of this 4356-nucleotide messenger RNA. RefSeq names its product MAP/microtubule affinity-regulating kinase 1 (gene mark1). Gene Ontology annotation, molecular function: protein serine/threonine kinase activity; tau-protein kinase activity; ATP binding. Bases 338 to 2722 code for a protein of 794 amino acids. The record is from RefSeq and is a predicted model, not a curated record. Lineage: Eukaryota; Metazoa; Chordata; Actinopteri; Characiformes; Acestrorhamphidae. Gene Ontology annotation, cellular component: cytoplasm. Gene Ontology annotation, biological process: protein phosphorylation; microtubule cytoskeleton organization; intracellular signal transduction. The transcript has 19 exons.
CUGAUCCUGAUCCUCCACCCACAGCCCUGCUGCUGCUGCUGCUGCUGCGCCUGAUGGUCCAGAAGUUAGCAAGCUAGCGAUAACCUACCUGAAAACGCUCCUGAAUCUUCUGCUCCGAAGUAGGAAGGGUCGCUGCCUCCGGCCCAUGUCGGCUCGGCCGGGAAUAUGCUCUGUGAUCGGGGCUGGUAGUUUAGCUAGUUAACGCGGUUCCCGCGGUUCCAGCGGUCAGUCUGGGAAUGCCGGUGUGAAGCUGGGGCCGGGGAUUUACUGUCUCCCAUCGUCCAGGGCGUUCAUCGUUCCUCUGCUGCCCGCUUUAGCGGCCUAGCUACACGGAGAAAUGUCGACCAGAACGCCGCUGCCCACCGUUAACGAGCGCGACACGGAGAAUCAUUCAUCAGUAGACGGUUAUCCCGACCCCCCGGCACCUCCAGCUAAAUCAUCCAGUCGACAGAGUCUCCCACGAUGUCGGAACUCUGUGGCGUCCAUUACAGACGAACAGCCUCACGUUGGGAACUACAGGUUGCUGAAAACCAUCGGCAAAGGCAACUUCGCCAAAGUCAAACUAGCGCGCCAUAUUUUAACAGGACGUGAGGUUGCUGUGAAGAUUAUUGAUAAGACCCAGUUAAACCCCACUAGUUUACAGAAGCUUUUUCGUGAAGUACGGAUUAUGAAGAUUUUGAAUCACCCUAAUAUAGUUAAGUUAUUUGAAGUCAUUGAAACGGAAAAGACACUUUAUCUGAUAAUGGAGUAUGCCAGUGGAGGCGAAGUAUUCGACUACUUAGUUGCACAUGGAAGAAUGAAGGAGAAAGAAGCCAGGGCCAAGUUUCGACAGAUUGUGUCUGCAGUGCAGUAUUGUCAUCAGAAGAGGAUAGUACACAGGGAUCUCAAAGCUGAGAACUUGCUCCUGGAUGCUGAUAUGAAUAUAAAGAUAGCAGACUUCGGCUUCAGUAAUGAAUUCACCAUCGGGAGCAAAUUGGACACGUUCUGCGGCAGCCCCCCGUAUGCUGCUCCUGAGCUCUUUCAGGGUAAAAAGUACGAUGGUCCUGAGGUGGAUGUGUGGAGCUUGGGGGUUAUUCUCUAUACGCUGGUCAGUGGAUCCCUACCCUUUGAUGGACAGAACUUAAAGGAGCUGAGAGAACGAGUGCUAAGAGGGAAGUAUCGCAUUCCAUUCUAUAUGUCCACAGACUGUGAAAACCUGCUGAAGAAACUGCUGGUUCUCAACCCUGGCAAACGUGGUAGUCUGGAGCAAAUCAUGAAAGAUCGUUGGAUGAAUGUGGGCCACGAGGAGGAGGAGCUCAAACCCUACACAGAACCUGAGUCUGACUUCAGUGACACCAAACGAAUAGACCUGAUGAUCACGAUGGGUUUCCCUAAAGAUGAGAUUAAUGAUGCUUUAGUGGGUCAGAAGUAUGAUGAGAUCAUGGCUACUUACUUGCUUUUGGGCAGAAAAGCUCCUGAGUUUGAAGGAAGUGAAUCACUGUCCACUACAAAUCUGUGUCAGAGGCAACGACCCAGCAGUGACCUGAACAACAGCUCUUCACAGUCUCCAGCUCACUCUAAAGUGCAGCGCAGUAUUUCUGCCACUCAGAAACAGCGCCGCUAUAGUGACCACGUUGCCCCCUCCAUCCCGCCGGCCGUGUCCUACACUAAACGCGUGCAGGCCAACAGUGUGGAGGGAGAGAAGAAGGAGGAGUGGGAAGCAGCUCGUAAACUCCCCACCUCCAACUCAAAGGGAGAAAUGUCUGUAUCACCACUGACCACACAGGAGCACCGGAAAUCCUCUACAGCCUCAGGGAACAGUGCAGCAGGGGGGAUGACCCGGAGGAACACGUACGUCUGUGAGCGUUCCAGCUCAGAUCGUUAUUCAGCCAUCCCCAAUGGGAAGGACAGCAGUCUGACGGAGAUGUCUGCGUCUGGAAGUGGCUCCUCUGUGUCUCCAGGAGCUUCCUCCGCGUUGGCCUCCACUAGGCCUCGUCAUGUAAAGUCUAUGUCUGCCUCAGGCCACCCCACAAAGUCCCCGCUUCCCCCCAUCAAGGACAACGCUGAGUACAAGGGCUCCCGGGCUCCAGCUGCCUCUCCAUCAGCACACAGCAUCAGCAGCACCACCCCAGACCGGACCCGCUUUCCUCGGGGCAGCUCCAGCCGCAGCACUUUCCACGGAGCUCAGCUUCGAGACCGCCGCAGCGCCACCUACAAUGGCCCACCGGCCUCACCCACACUCUCCCACGACACAGGGGCUCUGUCUCAGGCUCGCAGGGGCACCUCCACCGGGAUCAUCAGCAAGAUCACGUCCAAGUUCGUGCGAAGAACUAUGUCUUUCAGGGCCUUCCAGAGGCUGCCCAGUGAAGGAGAGGCCAGGGGCAGAGCAUACAGCCUGAGGAGCGGCUCAGGAGACCCUAAAGAUGAUGGCCGAGACUCGAAGCCACGUUCACUGCGCUUCACGUGGAGCAUGAAGACUACGUCGUCUAUGGAGCCCGCAGACAUGAUGAGGGAGAUCCGCAAGGUGCUGGACGCCAACAACUGCGACUACGAGCAGCGCGAGUGCUUCCUGCUUUUCUGCGUCCACGGAGACUCCCAGCAAGACAGCCUCGUCCAAUGGGAGAUGGAAGUAUGCAAGUUGCCCCGCCUUUCGCUGAACGGCGUGCGUUUCAAACGCAUCUCGGGCACCUCCAUCGCAUUCAAGAACAUCGCAUCAAAGAUUGCCAACGAGCUGAAGCUGUGAUGGACCGGGGAAGCGAACGAUAGAGCGAACGUGCAGAAAACUGUACGAACCGAGAGCUCAGCACGCUCCACUGAUUACAUUUACUGCUUUCUGAGGCUGCUGCUGUAUUGUUUCGCCAGCAGAAGGGGUGGGGAAAGGUUUAAAAAAAAAAAAAAAAGAUUAAAAACAAAAAAAAAAAGACCCUUCCUUCUACCCAAUCCCACCAUGCUCUUAAGACCCAUCUUUGCAAUAACAUAAAAAACCCAUUCAGGGUCAGCAGUUUGAAGUUCCUUUGGCAGAACUACCUUUGUAGGGUAAACAGAGACUUAAAACGCUACUUUUUCCACAUGUACAGUUAAGAUACAUAAUGUUUUGUUCGAAUUGGUCAUAGAGUUGUACAAUACAAGACUCUUUCAGCCUGAGUAUUUAAAGGUGUUGUAUAGUCUUGAGUUGUGUACAGAAAAUUUGUUAAAUGUGUCUCACUGUAAUGUUGUUUUUGUUUAGCUCUUUGCUGUGUCCUCGUAUGGUUUUAGAAUUUUAUUUUUACUUUUUAUGUGACAUUUGAAUGAUUCUUUUAUAUAUUCUUUCAGAGUUUUUUUUCUCUAGGCAGAUUAUAGACCUGGUCAUGAUGUUUUGGCAGGUUACUGAAUAACAGUGUUCCAUUAAGCAGACUGUGCACAUCCCAAAAAGACUAGUUAUUUUAACCCACAAAUCAUGACAUUUUUCUUCCUUUCCACCAAGAAAAGACUUUGAGUCAUUGAGUUGUGUUGUUAGUGAGUGUGGCACUUACUCUAUUGGUCAGUCUGUGUACGAUAAAAAGGGUUGUUAGGAUAUUUGAAGUUGAUGAUGACGCUAUUUCCUGUAGUAGAUGUAAAAGAUAAUAAUAAUAAAAUAGGAACAGGAGUGGACCCAGUGCGGUCAAAAACACCUUGAGAUUUUCCUCCCAGCAGUUCAUUUCUUAUUGAGUUCAUUGUGUUCUCAUUGAGUUUAUUUAUUUCACCGUUUUAUGCCUUUAAUGUGCUGCUUUAUCUUCCUUAGAAUGUCACCCGUAUGUAAAGGAAGUAGGAUGUAACGUUGCUUCUGAAAAUGUACCUUACCUUUGUUCCUUUUGUGAUUUGUGAUGAUUGCAACGAUACGAUACAUAAGACCACUUGUGCUGGAACAUUUCUGUUUGUUCUUUUGUACGGAGGUGAUGAGGGUUUAAUGUGCAAUGCGUUUCAUGCUGUGUAUAUACAGACAGUAAAAGGUCCCUGACUGCACAUUUUUAAGGAAAGGUUAUGGUUUGUUUCCUUAUUUUUUAAAAAUGAGUGGUUUUGAUGAAUAUAGUUGAAGCUGUGAUCAGACUUUGGGAGGCGUUGCGCUCCAUGUUGUAGCGGUACAUUUCCCUGCAGGUGCUUGAUUAUGCUGCCUUAGAGGACAGAGCUGCUUGGAGGUGAUUUGGAAAGUCAGAAUAAUUAUCCACUAAAAUGCAAAUAACCUUCCUCUGCCCCCCCCCCCCCCCCCCACCACCACCUUCAUCCAGUCAUUUCACCUUACUGAACCCAUAACCCUUCCUCUCAAUAUUGUACUGUACAUUUCUCAAACGUCUGAUGGGUCAAGAUUUAGUCUCACUGGUGCACAUUAAAGCUUACUUGAAAGGAAUUUUUGAGCCAAAA